UUUUGGCUCCAGUUGCGCCGUCACCCGGACCGGACAACGCCCUGAACCCCGUCGCAGCCGUGCGAACCCCGGUCGCAGCCAUGGGACGCCGAAGCGGAAUGGCCACGCUUACCGCGCUGGCCUUCGGCACGUGGGCCUUUGUGGGCUCCGGCCCGACGAGGCACGAACCCCGGACCUCCAUGAAUGGCUACCGACUGGACCGAAUGCUCGAAGCCAAGGAUGGCGAUCGCUCCCUCCAGGUCUCUGAGGGCUUCUGGGUGGGAGAGAAGGGCUUUGAGAAGUCGCAGUGGGCUCAGGGCUACCGUUACCGCAUGCGCGCUUCGCCGGAAGAGGUGAAGAAGGGCAUCGACACGCCUCCCAUCUUCCAGUUGGGGCCCAUCAAGAUCAAGUUGGGGGAGAUGCUUGGUGGGACUGGCAACAACGACAAUUUGCGCCGCUUGAAGAAGGAGAUCGCCCAGGCAGGAUUGGAGGAUCCCAAGAAGAUUGCCGAGAACGAGUACUGGUUGAAGCGCUAUGGACACAAGCGUUGGUUCCCCAAGUAUGUGGACCAGUCGGGCGCCCCCAAUCAGAAUGGCCUCUUCCGUGGAUUGGCCGCCUGGUCUGGCUUUGAUCCCCUCAACGAGGAGCGUGGCACGUCCUGGAUUGAGGCUGAUUAUGGCAAGCCGUUGAUGAAGGGCAAGAAGGACAUGCAGUUGCCGGGUCUUCUCACCAAGGAGCAGAUGCAGUUGGAGCUGGACAGUGGCAAGCUGCCAAAAGCCUUGCCAAAGUGAGGGCCAACAGUUUGAGUGCGAGUUGCCCGUUUCACAUCAAGGCUUCAAACGCGGAUGACCUGUGUUUGGGCGUCGCAGCAAUGUUAGGGGCUGCGCGAGUUGACGCUUCAUGGCAGGCUUUUUUGAAGCGGGAAGGCCGACUUUCGAUACCAUGGAGACAUGAAAG
Messenger RNA from Durusdinium trenchii, 936 nucleotides. The record is from the annotation of a GenBank genome assembly. Lineage: Eukaryota; Dinophyceae; Suessiales; Symbiodiniaceae.